CCUGUUAGCGGCCCUCCGCUGCGAUGCUAGCUGCUGACGGCGUGUCUGCGGAGUUCGGUUAGUUUGUGUUAUAAAGUUUUUUUUGUAGCUUGUGACUGGUUCCUCCCUGAAGUUUCUGCGGCCUCUCCGAACCCGGCACCAUGAGCACGCUGUGGAUGGGGAACCUGGAGACCUACAUGGAUGAGAAGUUCAUCACUCGAGCCUUCUCCACCAUGGGCGAGCAGGUGGUGAGCGUGCGUAUCAUUCGCAACAAGAUGACGGGGGGGGCUCUUGGUUACUGCUUUGUGGAGAUGUCGGACGAGGCCACGGCCGAGAGGUGUCUCCGUAAAGUCAAUGGGAAGUCUUUACCUGGAGCAAACCCGGCCACGAGGUUCAAGAUAAACCGAGCCACGUUUGGGAAACAGGAAACAGGGCAGAUGUACUCUCUGUUUGUGGGAGAUCUGACUCCAGAGGUGGACGACGGGAUGCUCUAUGAGUUCUUCUACAACCGCUACCCUUCCUGUCGAGGUGGCAAAGUGGUGAUGGACAGCAUGGGAAACUCCAAGGGUUGCGGCUUCGUUCAGUUCCCAGACGAGCGUCUGCAGAAGCGAGCGCUGGAGGAGUGUCAGGGGGCGGUGGGCCUGGGCAGCAAGCCCCUCCGGCUCAGCCUGGCCGCUAACAAUCUGAGGAACAAGCCCCCGUCGCAGUCGCCGCCCUCAGAGACCAAGGCGUGGCAGAGCAGCGCGGCCUACCGGGGUGGCUACGACGUGUACGGUCAGUACCAGCAGCAGUACGGCGGCUACUACAACCCUUGGGGCUACGACCAGACCGGGGCCAUGUACGGGUACAACUACCAGCAGUACGACUACUCCCAGUACGCUGCUGCGCAGGAGGGCGAGGCCGUCCAGGAGGAGGAGGAGGAGGAGGUGGAAGAACAUAGUCUGGAGCUGGACGUCCUGGAGGCCAACAGGAAGUUCAUGGAUGAGAGCGAGGAGCUGUACGACGCCCUCAUCCAGUGUCCCUGGAAGUCUGCCGAGUUCAACGCUGAGCAGGAGUACCUGACGUCCUGUGUGCCGGAGCCCAUCACUGCCUGAGCCCCCCGGGACCCCCGGGACCCCGUAAACACCCCCCCCCCCCCCCCCCCCCCCCCCCCCCCCGGAACCCUCUGGGACUCCCAGGACCAUCCAGUACUCCCUGAGACUCCUCAGAAACCCCCCUGAAACCCCACUGGGACCUCCUGAAAUCCGUCUGAAACCCCAAGGACCCCUCUGAGACCCCCCUCGGUACUGGUCUCUUCUGGCUUUUGCGCUCGGUGGAAGAUGCAGAGUUUUGAUUUAGAUUUUUAAACCAACAGGACUUCUCUCAGUGGAUUGCUGUGGGUGCCAAACAUGUGGUCCACGGACCUGAAUCUGCUCUGAAAAGGGAUCAGAUGCGGUCCACAGAAUGACUUUUUUUACAUUGUAUGAUAUGAAGAAGUGAAGGUUUGAUUAAAGUUCCUGCUGUGAGA
Messenger RNA from Salarias fasciatus (jewelled blenny), 1486 nucleotides. Its product is annotated as tRNA selenocysteine 1-associated protein 1. The transcript has 9 exons. Bases 141 to 1073 code for a protein of 310 amino acids. Gene Ontology annotation, cellular component: nucleus. NCBI's taxonomy places the organism in Eukaryota, Metazoa, Chordata, Actinopteri, Blenniiformes, Blenniidae. Gene Ontology annotation, biological process: selenocysteine incorporation. The record is from RefSeq and is a predicted model, not a curated record. Gene Ontology annotation, molecular function: tRNA binding.